This is a messenger RNA of Cladocopium goreaui, 2760 nucleotides long. Lineage: Eukaryota; Dinophyceae; Suessiales; Symbiodiniaceae. The record is from the annotation of a GenBank genome assembly.
AUGGAAUUUUCGUGGAUACAUCUCACGGGAAGGCAUAGACUUGAUCUUGGUGUUUGCUCACCUCCUUGCCCUCCAUGGAGUAAGGCCGCGGCUUCACCUCCAGGUCUCAGGCGCAAAGAUGGUGUCUUGACACCUGCAGCCAUUGCUUUCAUGGCACUCCUGGGUUGCAAAGUCUUUUGCUUGGAAAAUGUGUCCGGCUUGGUUCAGCAUGAACAUUGGAAGGUGAUCCUGGAAUGGCUUGUGUUUUGGGGCUUCGAUCUCAGGUGGGCAAAAUGCUUGGACAUGGCCGAAAUCGCACCUCAAAAGAUGGAGAGGCUUAUCAUGAUCGCCACUAGGACAGGUGAUGCUUCCAUUGGCAAUCACAUUUGUGUCCCCUGGCCAACGGUUGGCCCACCUUCUUUGCAACAGUUUGACGUCCUUACCCAGGUCUCUGGUCAUUGGCUGGAGGAAUGCACUCCCUCUGAAGAAGUGCUUCGCAUGUACUUGGAUCCUUCCAACUUGCCCAAAUCUGGCUCAGGUCAGAGACAGCUGAAGAAGAACAAGGUCGACAUGAUGAGGUAUCGUCUGAGAUCUCCACAGGACCAGAUGAGUUGUGUGAUGGCCAAUUAUGGUUUUGGUCAUGAGCUUCCAGGUCACACGAUCCAACAAGGUGGAUUGUAUGGAGCCAUCCUGGCGUUACCAUCGGGUCUUAGAUUUUGCAGCACUGUUGAGGUUGCCUUGCUGCAGAUGCCACUUGGGUCUUGUUUUCUCCCAGCACAGAGGAAGGAAGCGAUUGCCAUCUUGGGUAACUCAAUUAGCUCGGUUCAUGCCGGAAUUGCCAUUUUGAAUGCCAUGGCUUUUCUUACUGACCUCACCCAUGUUGAGAUUUGUGAAACCUUUGCGAAACUGGUGGAUUCUCGGCUUAGGGCCUCGACUCUCAUCAUUCAAGAGGUUGCAGGUGGAUUCAUGCUGUCUCAUUCACAAAUUGCAGCCACGUUGCCCAUGCAUGCGUGUGAACAGCUUGUCUUGAAGUCACCUGUUGAUGAGGCGCGACUACACAUUCAGGUUGGACUCAACAUCUGUGAUGUUCUCCGCAAACUCAUGGGAGCAUCAAUACCGGCUGACAUCUUUUUGGUACCUGCCGGCAAAUUGGAACACAAAGUUCCUCUGCACCCAAACCUGUUGAUGCAACAGGAACAGGUUACCUUGUUCGCAUCUGUGCAAACUUGUCUGCUCAUGCCGACUAUGAUGUUUGGGAGCUUGAGUGAUGAUUCCAAGUUUGUUGUCGCCCUUUGCACAUUUGGGACCGUGAUCAUUGCCAGAAAAGUCAAUAUGUGCGUUGGUGAUGUGCUUGCCUUUGAAUUUGAACAACGACCCUUGUUCUGCACAGACAUUCUUGGGUUUCGCCUGGAUCAUGGAGACGUUUGCCCUGAUGCAGUGGUUGUCUUGUCAACACCAGGGAUUGCCCCUGCUGAUUUUUCUGGCUUGAUCAAUUUGGAAGUUGAAUCCAGUGGGCUCACGACCGCCAUUCGUGGUUUUUAUGCCGACCUUGCUCCCUUUGCCAGGCUUUUCCAACACACUGGCAUCCUGGACAUGUUGAUGAGUAUGGGGUGGACACUUGUUGUUCCAGUCAGUGCCUGGGAGGACGACCGCUUCAAUGUUCUCCAGUUGAUGAAAAGCCCUAACCGGCUCGCAAUUGAGGCUACAGAUGUUGUGUACUGUGUUGCCAUUCGCAUCUUUAUUUCUUUUCUGGGAAUUCGUGACUCUGUUGGCCCCAGACCUGUCAUCCGUGUCCGGAUCAAGUUUUGGUCGUCUUGGAUUUGGGAAGGUCUGUGGGAUCCUGAUAGUGAUUUCUCCACCGUCCGCCAGAUUUGGAAAGAUGUCAUGCUGACGUUUGGCUUGGAUUGGGACAUUCGUUUCAUCAUCCAUGGGCACAAUGCCAACUUUGAGCGCCCGAUAUCCCAAUUUCUCUCACCGCAGGAUGUUCAUACAGGUACUCCUCCUCAACCGCCGACACCACCCUUGCCACCGAGACUCAGGACAGUGUUUGAUCUUGUGCAUGACAACUUUGAGCGUGCGUUGAUGGUUGCCCUUGACAAUUGGAUGAAAACACAAGGUGUAGACUGGGAUGUUGAAAUGACAGGUGUUGCUGAGCUUCGCAUGCCCUUGCCUACUGAAGUCCUCAACCAGCACUUCUUCGUCACGUUCAUGAAGGCAUCCUUUGUCGUCCUGGCUUUGCCUAGGGGUUUGCCUGAGUCUCAGGACACUGUUUACACCAAGAUCAAGGUUUGGGGUCACUUGGCUUUCAAGGGCUGGCUCCCAAACGACAUGGUGGUUCAAAAACUCCUUGAUGCAUGGCUUCUUGCUGGACAGAUGAUCGGGGACUCCCCCAAUAUCCGUGCUGUUGGCUUUAGUGGAACCAUGAAUCCUGACUUCAAACUUGAAGAUUAUGCCAAGCAUGCUGAAGACGGAACACUUCGCCUGACAGUUCACUUUGUGUUGGGUCUGAGAGGCGCUGGUGUCCCUCGGGCUCCGCGUCUUUUGCGUGGCAGGCGUGGGACAAUGUGCACUGCCAAGGGGUCGGAUGUACGCCCUGGUGUCCCUCGGGCUCCGCGUCUUUUGCGUGGCAGGCGUGGGACAAUGUGCACUGCCAAGGGGUCGGAUGUACGCCCUGGCGUCCCUCGGGCUCCGCGUCUUUUGCGUGGCAGGCGUGGGACAGAUGUACGCCCUGGCGUCCCUCGGGCUCCGCGUCUUUUGCGUGGCAGGCGUGGGACAAUGUGA